AAUGAAAACUUGUCACGCAAAACGCAAGCAAACCGAAGCGAAGCUACUCGAUAUUUAGCAAUAAUAUUCAUAAGAAUCUUAAUUUUAGCAAUAUUUAAGAAAGUUAAGCAAGUCUAAACCAUGGCGGAUGUUCUCGAUAUCGAAAAUUCCGAGGAAUUCGAAGUAGACGAAGACGGUGAACAGGGAAUUGCCAGAUUGAAAGAGAAAGCAAGGAAACGCAAGGGCCGUGGAUUCGGUAACGAAGGGGGCUCCGGUGGCGCUGCUGAGCGUGGCAACCGAGGAAGGUAUGACAGCCUCGCGCCAGAGGGAGACGGGAACACACCGGGCCCCCAGCGCUCCGUUGAGGGCUGGAUCCUUUUUGUCAGCAAUGUCCACGAGGAGGCACAGGAAGAGGACAUUCAGAACCAAUUCUCAGAGUUCGGGGAGAUUAAGAAUAUCCAUUUGAAUCUGGACCGGCGCACAGGGUUCCUCAAGGGGUACGCUCUGGUCGAGUACGAGACAUACAAGCAGGCUGCGAGUGCCCGCGAAGCCUUAGACGGCGCCGAUAUCCUGGGCCAGGCUAUCUCUGUCGACUGGUGCUUCGUCAAGGGCCCCACCAAAGUGCACAAGAAGAGGCGAUAGUGUUCCAACCAAUUGACAUACACUCUAAAUGUAUGGUAUCUCAAACAACUACAUACUCGGACUAAGCUAACUCGCUAAAGUUAUGUGCAUAACUUUGCAACCACAUUAGGUGUCACCAUAAACAUCAAAUGUCUAGAAUUAGACCAAGAAAGUCUGCAGCGAUUCGGAUAGCCCAUGCAGUGCAAGUGUUAUUUAACUCAUAAGUCAUAAUUUCACAGAAGUUUGACGUUUAAAAUAACAGUUGCACUGCAUGGGUUAUCAAAAUCGCUGCAGACUAUUCUAUGUACUCUAUGAAAAUUGACUUCUGAAAUGACACUGUGUCACUUUAAAAACUAUCAAAGUUCGUAAAGAGUUAGCUUGGACAGACUGUAAUACCUUAUUAUUUAUCAUUUUACUACUAAAUUGGAACAUAAUUGGUUAGUAAAUUGGCCAAUCUGUAAGGUUUAACAUGUCACUAUUGCUGGGAUGCUAACCAGAGUGUAGUUUAUUCUACAGAUCAUGUUUAUUUGAGAUACCAUUACCCACUUCUUCCUAACUAGCAAAAUGUUAUAUACUUAACUAAUCAUGUUGAUGAUUUUGUGACCAUAUAAAUACUCGAGUGUUGAAUCUAACAUGACUAAAACUUGAUCAAAUUAGGUUCAUCAAAAUGCAAUAUAAAAAAUAUGUUGGAAAAACAUAAUGUUUGGUCAUUUACGAAAAAAAUAAUGGUAAUUUUAGUCGUCUAGAGCAGCGGUCGGCAACAAGCGGCCCGCGAACCUCUCAUUUGCGGCCCGCGAGCCUCCCUGGCUAUUUUGUAUGUAAUAUGGACAAACGACAAUGUCUGAUAAAGUCAUAAACAUUAACAAAGUGCGGCCCGCGUCAACUACUACGUGGCCCUUGCCUGUUAAAAGGUUACCGACCGCUGGUCUAGAGCAGCGGUCGGCAACCAGCGGCCCGCCAACCUCUCACUUGCGGCCCGCGAGCCUCCCUGGCUAUUUUGUAUGUAGUACUGACGAUCGACAAAGUCACAAAUAUUACCAAAAUGCGGCCCGCGUCAUCUUCGUUAACUACUAUGUGGCCCUUGGCUGCUAAAAGGUUGCCGACCGCUGGUCUAGAGUGUAUUUUGAGGUUGUAAAGUUGAAAGUUGAUACUGUUAAAGUUUGUUUACAAUCCAUUUUAUUCACUUAGAGUUAAGGUAGAAAAUCUAUCACAAAUUAGAUUUCUGUAUAAAGCAUUGAUGCUAGUUGGCGCGCUAUUCGAUGCACUUUGCUAUAUGUACUGUAUGUUAUAUUCUAAUCUGUAAGCUUGGUUUGGUGUGUCCAAAGUGCUUUGUGUAACGAUUCCCUUAGAUUUUAACAUUAAUAUAAGAGAUAUUUCUAA
Cydia fagiglandana is the source of this 1980-nucleotide messenger RNA. RefSeq names its product RNA-binding protein 8A (gene tsu). Bases 121 to 621 code for a protein of 166 amino acids. Gene Ontology annotation, cellular component: exon-exon junction complex; nucleus; cytoplasm. NCBI's taxonomy places the organism in Eukaryota, Metazoa, Arthropoda, Insecta, Lepidoptera, Tortricidae. Gene Ontology annotation, molecular function: mRNA binding. Gene Ontology annotation, biological process: RNA splicing. The record is from RefSeq and is a predicted model, not a curated record. The transcript is spliced from 5 exons.